Cladophialophora psammophila CBS 110553 is the source of this 1491-nucleotide messenger RNA. RefSeq lists its product as uncharacterized. The transcript has 2 exons. The record is from RefSeq and is a predicted model, not a curated record. Bases 1 to 1491 code for a protein of 496 amino acids. NCBI's taxonomy places the organism in Eukaryota, Fungi, Ascomycota, Eurotiomycetes, Chaetothyriales, Herpotrichiellaceae. Gene Ontology annotation, molecular function: acid phosphatase activity; metal ion binding.
AUGCUGUGCUUCGUGUACGCCGGCCUGCUGGCUGCUGGCGUGGUUCAGCUGGCCCAUGCUGCCACCAACAAUACUAUCAACUCGCAGCUUCGUCUAGCUUAUGCGGGCGACACUGGCAUGUACGUCAGCUGGAACACGUUCGAGAAAUUGGCCCGUCCGACUGUUCAUUAUGGUCUGCUCCCAAACCAUUUGAAUAUGACCGCCUCGUCCAACGUUUCCGUCACUUACCCGACCUCUUUAACGUACAACAACCACGUGAAAAUCACGGGUCUCAAACCAGACACGCUCUACUACUACCUCCCAGAGCACCUGCUCCAUAUGAAUUCGCACUGUCCAUAUACUUUCAUCACUGGUCGACCGGCUGGAAAUCCAGCAGAAUUCUCUGUCGCAGUUGUCGUUGACUUGGGCACCAUGGGAAGCCAGGGGUUGACAACUUAUGCUGGAAAGGGUGUCUCCGAAAAUAACACCCUCUCCCCGGGCGAAAUCAACACGAUCCAGUCUCUGGAGAAAUUCAAGGGCGGCUAUGAUUUUGUCUGGCAUCCUGGUGACAUUGCCUAUGCGGACUACUGGUUAAAAGAGGAAAUUCAGGGUUUCUUACCCAACACCACCAUCGCCCAAGGAUUUCAUGUUUACGAGUCGAUCCUCAACGACUUUUACGACGAGUUUACCCCGAUUACUGCCUAUAAGCCCUACAUGGUUGGCCCCGGAAAUCACGAAGCUAACUGCGAUAAUGGCGGUUAUACCGACAAGUACCACAACAUAACGUAUGAUGUGAGCAUUUGUAUCCCUGGCCAGACAAACUUUACGGGCUAUCGCAACCACUUUCGGAUGCCGAGCGCAGAAUCUGGCGGCACAGGCAAUUUCUGGUACUCCUUCGACCACGGCAUGACCCACUUCGUCCAAGUCGAUACCGAGACUGACCUUGGCCACGGCUUUGUUGCUCCUGAUGAGCCUGGCGGGGUCGAGGGCGAAGACAGUGGGCCCUUCAACACCACGAUAGACGCACAAACCAAAUGGCUCGAGGCGGACCUUGCCAGUGUCAAUCGCACUGCGACCCCCUGGGUUAUCGUUGCCGGCCACCGUCCUUGGUAUCUGAGUAACGCCAACGACAGCGGCACCAUCUGCUGGACGUGUAAAGAUGUCUUCGAGCCCCUCUAUAUCAAAUACGGUGUCGACCUAGUUCUCUCAGGCCAUGCACAUGUUUAUGAGAGACAGAACCCGCUGGCAAAUGGUAUCAUGGACCCCGCCGGUCUGAACAAUCCCAAGGCACCCUGGUACAUUACCAAUGGUGCCGCGGGACACUAUGAUGGACUCGACAACCUCCAAUACCCCUUGAUGGAUUACUCUCGGUUCGGGCUCGACACGCUCAAUAAGACCUAUGGAUGGAGUAAACUCACGUUCCACAACUCCACGCACAUGACGCAUGAGUUCGUCGCAAGCAAGUCUGGUGAAGUGCUCGAUCUAGCUACACUGUAUAAAGCUAGGAAAUAA